Moneuplotes crassus is the source of this 1863-nucleotide messenger RNA. The record is from the annotation of a GenBank genome assembly. NCBI's taxonomy places the organism in Eukaryota, Ciliophora, Spirotrichea, Euplotida, Euplotidae.
AUACACACGGAGAAUAACCAAUGAGCAGGAGUAAAGGGCAUAAUAAAGAAAUCCUGAAAUUAUUGAAAACACCAGGAAAUCAAAAUUUCACUAUGAAACACCAUAUUUUCCCCUCAGAAGGUAAGACAUCUUUUGCUCUGAAGAAGUCCUUUCGAGGUUGCUUAAAAUUAUUCCGGAAAUAUUAGAGUCUUAGAACUACCUCCAGCAAAAAGCCAAUUUCAGGAUAUUUUCAUAAAUUUAUUUCACUCAAAAACUUAGUUUCUCCAUCGCUGGUAGUUGAAAAUCCAGAAACCUCAUGAAAAUUUAGGGGCCCAGAGCAGGAUUCAAAUACAGACAAGGCAGAAGACGAACUCUAACGUAACUUUAAGGAUCAAUCAGCUUAGAUGAACAAGAGUGAUGACUGAAAUAUGCAUCCAAAUAUUGCUAGAAUGGGACUUUACCACCGAUCGAGGUAUAAAUUCCCUUCUCUAUUAUUCUUAGCAUGAAAAAUAAAAUGAAAACCUGCACUAGCAAAAGUUUCAGUACUGUAGCUGGGUCAAGAAACAAUCAUUUAGUCAAGACUCUUCAAAAAUCAGGAGAGAAGAUCAAGAUUCAGAAGGAAAAACAGUUUUUGAAGAAUUUUGAAGGAAAGCUUGAGCUCGGUAGCCCAGAUCAAGAUUAUCGAUCGGAGAACCCUAUUCAGGACCGUCGAGCUACAAAAUAGCCAAAACAGAAGCAGUGUGCUGUCUAAGUGUAAAGACUAUCAUUAUGCUAAGCAGGAAGAGAAGCAAGAGCCAGAUUUUACCCGAGAUGCCCAAUUUCUUAACACUCCUUGGGUUCUGGAAAACUAUGAGCAGCAGAAAAAUUCCCCAAAUGAGUUUAGAGGAAGUCAAAAGUUGAUUGAGACCACCCAACCUUCGAAAUAUGUCCAGAACAGAUUCUUAUGUAGAACUUCGAUGUCCCAUUUAGCUAAGAGAUUUUUGGGUAAAUAAGCUUGCCAUCGAGAAAGAGCUCAAUGCUAAAAUGCCUAAACUUCCUAAACAAAUAAGGAAGAGAAAGAGAGGGAAAUCUCAAAGUUUUGAGAAAAAUAAUACCAGUUUCUCUCCUCAGAAAUUCAAGCAUAAAGUGAACUAUCAGCUUUUUAAGAACUUUCAAGGGAGAGAUGAUAAGGCUAAAGAGCUCCAGAAACAAGUCAACUCUAUCAUUCGGAGGAAAGUGCAGUCUAAAUCAAAGAUUUCGCAUUUGACUCUUAAGAUGGAAAAUUUAAACAAGAAUAUAUAUCACGACAAGAUUCAAAUUACAAAUGCAGUUGUAAAACAUCAUCAAAGGGUAAACCAAAAAUAGAAUAACUAUGAUAGAACUCUUGGGAGAGACUUCAUGAUAUCAAACUUUGAUCCCAAUAUGGUCCCUCACAGUAAAAUAUUGCUGAGAUUUAUAGAAUCUGAGAUACCAGCGCAUUCGUUCGAAAGGCAAACAAGUCAUAGCAUUGAUCAGCUACUCAAGCAGAACAAGGACAGAAUAGCUAAUGAACUCCGUAUAAAACUUCUAAAGAAUCAGAUCUACAAUCUCAGACUUGACAAAGGGAUGUCAAUAAACAGAGCGAUCCAUAAAAGUAUGCAGUUAAGUAAUAUCAUAGUGGUAAACUCCCUGAUUCAGCUGUAGAUAAAGCCUAACUCUGGGAACCUGUUCUCCAGCAAUAAAGCAAACAGGGCCAAUAUACAUAAAGUGUCAAGUUAUGACAACAUUUGCAAGCCAAGAGAAUACAAAAAGACUAAAUCUACUGAAAUCAGACUUGCUAGAGAUCUAUAAUUAUUUGAAGCCAAAAAUGAGGAUUAAACAGUGAAGAAAUGUUAUAAAUAUUAAUAAUUUGCGUUCAAAAUAGAC